CUUUUCUUUUUUUGAAGAUAGAGAGAGACCUAAUGAAUAGGGAGAAUCUAACCUCCAGGUGAUAACAUGCUUGUUUUGCUGCUCCUGCUGAGACACAAAUAGCCUGCUGAUGAGAUGGAGACCGCAGGGAUGAUUAAGAAUGUUUAGAUGCAGAAAUGUAGCUGCCUGGCAAAAGCUCAGGGCCAGCAGGCACGGAAAUGCUGUAUUCUGCUCUUCUAUUACAAAGAAUGUGGUAGUGAUGUAUAAGGUAUGAACGAUGUGGCCUGCAGAGUACCAGAAACACUGCCUUUGCUGCUGCUGCUGCUUCGGCUGUUUCUGCUGCUGUUGCUUCUGCUGCUGAGAAGGAGAUGCUCUUACUGAACUGAAACUGCUGAGGAUUUUCUCACUAGGAGGAGGGUACCCAUUUCCCAGUGCUUCUCCCUGAGGAUGUACUGAAUCUGCUGCUGACAGAGUGACUGGUACAGAUGCACAUGUAUGCAUGCAGGGGUUACCCCCAGAAGAAAAUUAAGAACUGUUCAUAUUGAUUUAGGAACAAAAGAAGGGGGGAAAUAUUUCCCCCCUGCAACAAGAGGAUGAGUAGGGGGCUGAUGAAGAAACAACCCUGUCUGAAGAAUUUACAUAUAUCUGAAGACACCCUGAAUGCAGAUGCCAUAAGACUUUCAUUAUCACUUUUUAACUGAUGUUCUUCAAGAGGUUUGGUUUCUAGAAUUUGGAAGAAUUGUGAAUGUUUGGUGAUACCAUAUGCACUACUGUGACAUCACAUAGGAAUUGCAGCAGAUCAUCCAUCCAUAGCAUUGAGCCACGGCAGUUAAAAUGGGAUCAAACUGCAUUAAUCCUACAGUGUAGAUGUCCCCAAAGAGAGAGAGAAAGAAAGAAGAGGCAGAGCUCUAUGUCGAAGGGAUGGAUAAACUGGUUUUUGCAGAUGCUGUGUGUCUGUACAAAGAGAGAGGUCAUGCUGUUUAAUGAUCAGUAACCAGAACCUGGUAACUGCAAGGUGAAUCUAGGCUUAAUGACUGGGAAAAGAUCUGCUUUCCAUAAAGUAUUAAGAAUCACAGAGCCUGUGUGUUACAUCGUCAUGAAUGAAAGAAGAAAGUAAUACAGUAUUGGAUAUGCCCGCUUGCUGCCGCUGUUUUGAGACACAGCACAAAGAGAGAGGGGGAGAAAAUGAUACAUUUUGGGGAAUCACUCCAAAAGGGUGAAUAAAAUGAGUUGCCUGGAUUCUAGUAUCUGAAAAAAUAAGUAAUUCUUUUGGAGAAUUCUUCUAAAUGAGCCUGGCCAAGAUACUGUGUGAAGAAGACUAAGGAUACAAUAGGAUGUCAACUGAGACAGAACUUCAAGUGGCUGUUAAAACCAGCACAAAGAAAGACUCUAAGAAAAAAGGCCAGGAUCGCAGUGAAGCCACUUUAAUCAAAAGGUUUAAAGGUGACGGUGUUCGAUACAAAGCCAAACUCAUUGGGAUUGACGAAGUUUCUGCAGCACGAGGUGACAAGUUAUGUCAAGAUUCCAUGAUGAAAUUAAAGGGAAUUGUUGCAGCAGCUCGAUCAAAAGGAGAACACAAGCAGAAAAUAUUUCUUACUGUCUCCUUUGGAGGAAUCAAAAUCUUUGAUGAGAAGACAGGACUAUUACAGCACCAUCAUGCAGUUCAUGAAAUUUCAUAUAUUGCAAAGGAUAUCACAGACCAUCGGGCCUUUGGAUAUGUGUGUGGAAAGGAAGGGAAUCAUAGAUUUGUGGCAAUAAAAUCAGCCCAGGCAGCUGAGCCUGUAAUUUUGGACUUACGAGACCUCUUUCAGCUCAUUUAUGAGUUGAAACAAAGGGAAGAGCUGGAGAAAAAGGCACAGAAAGAUAAACAGUGUGAACAAGCAGUAUAUCAGACAAUUUUGGAAGAAGAUGUAGAAGAUCCUGUUUACCAGUACAUUGUGUUUGAGGCUGGACAUGAGCCAAUCCGUGAGCCUGAAACAGAAGAAAACAUUUAUCAGGUUCCUACUAGUCAAAAGAAGGAAGGUGUUUAUGAUGUGCCAAAAAGUCAACCUGUAAGUCUGGAGAAUGGAAACCUGUUGUUGGACAUAGAUGAAAAUCUUGAUAGAGUCACUCAGGCUGUUCCCCAGCUAGAGCUGUUUGGGGACAUGUCCACUCCUCCUGAUGUAACCUCUCCCCCUACCCCUGCAACUCCAGGUGAUGCCUUUAUCCCAUCUUCAUCCCAGCCACUUCCUGCUGGUGCAGAAGUAUUUAGUUCUGUACCUUACAGCACUGCUGCUGUACCCUCAGGUUAUGUUGCAAUGGGAGCUGUCCUGCCCUCCUUCUGGGGACAACAACCACUUGUUCAACAACAACUGGCCAUGGGUGCUCAGCCUCCAAUUGCUCAGGUGAUGCAGGGAGGACAGUCAAUUGCAUGGGGACAGCCUGGGAUAUUUUCUCCCACCCAGCAACCAUGGCCAUCUGUAGCUGGUCAGUUUCAGCCUGCUGCCUUCAUGCCAACACAAACUGUUUUGCCUUUACAAGCAGCCAUGUUUCAAGGUACCGUUGCUCCCAUUGCUACUGUUCCACCUACAAGUGAUUCCACCAGAUCAAGUCCACAAACAGAUAGGCCUAGGCAGCAAGCAGGAAAUGAAAUGUUUAAAGAUUUCCAGAUGGCUCAGCCUCCACCAGUGCCAUCACGAAAACCAGAUCAGCCUUCCCUCAGUUGUACCUCAGAGGCCUUCUCCAGUUACUUUAACAAAGUUGGGAUGGCACAGGAAGCAGAUGAUUGUGAUGACUUUGACAUCUCUCAGUUAAAUUUGACUCCUGUGACUUCUACAACACCAUCAACGAACUCACCUCCAACUCCUGCUCCUAGACAAAGUUCUCCGUCCAAAUCCUCAGCAUCUCAUACCAGUGAUCCUGCUGCAGAUGACAUCUUUGAAGAGGGCUUUGAAAGUCCAAGCAAAAGUGAAGGACAGGAAGCGCCUGAUGGAUCUCAGGCCUCAUCCAACAGUGAUCCAUUUGGUGAGCCCAUUGGUGAUACUGUAAGUCCACAGGGCGAUAGCUAGAUAGCGCAGGUUGGGGAGAGAGAACCACUCUAUGCCCAGAUCAGCAGACCUAAGAAAUAGUUUGUGGUGCUUCAAGACUCAAAAGGAAAACUACAGCCUUGACAGGCCUUUGGCUCCCAUAUUUCCUGUGUUGAUCCCAUCUAAUCAAGGAGAAUUAACUUCACUGGAUUAGUUCAGCAAGCAAGAUGUUUUGGCAACCAGUGGCAACUCGAUAUGGAAAAAACGCUGCUUUACAAAAAUAAAUCCUCUUUUCCAAGCCAAACCGUUUACCCCUUCUUUAACAUUUCAGUCCUCCAGACAUCUUUUUUUACUCCUUGUCAACUUUUGCCAUUACUACAGCACCACAUAAUGAAGAGUAGGUAAUUCAAAUUACUAAACAACUACUUGUUUAAUAACAGAGAACAACACUCAGACAGCAAACAUCAUAAUGUCAACAGCUAUCGAGCUGUCUGGAUGCACAUUUGGAUUAUAUGGUGUCUUUUUUUAUCACCGUGACAGACUAAUCUUGCUGUAUCCCCCUCCCUUUAAGUCCCUCCAUAAUGGCAUAUUUGAAAGGGGGAAGUAUUUGAGUGUUUCUUCCUUCUCCUUCCUUAAAAAUUGGUGAACACAUUCUGCAGCAAUAUGCCUCCUGUGAAACUAAUACUUAGCUUGGAACCAUGGAAUAUGCCAUUCUGCUGAUUAUCCAUCUUGGUUGGAAAAUGUUGCCAAAUGGACCUUUUAAUUUCCACUACAUCAAAGAGAUUAAAUGCUGCUUUUCUGUUUUGAAUACCCCUGCUGUGGAUAGACAAGGACAUCAAAUGUUUUGAUGGGGAGGAAAAAAAGACUAGCAAUGUGUUAUUUCCUAGGGACCUCUUGAAACAAAGACCAGUAAAGGAAUAUUUUUUAUUUCUUUGAUAUCUUGCUGCUGUAAUGCUAUGCAGACAAGUGUUUUUUCCUUCUCCGUGUGCCAUUUUUUGAAGAGAAAAAAAUUGUUUGCCAAAUACUUCCAGUGUGCUUCUGGAUUCAAUUGGGGUGGACUUUAUAAACAGGCUGGAGAUGACAUGAAUUUUGAAAUAAUGAACAGAUUCCGUGCUCAAAUUGUUCAUCUUUACCACUUUUUGUACAUCAGAAAAUAAACUCAAAUGGGAUUUUUAUUUUAUAACUUGAAAUUAAAACUGUUAAACUCUUUUAAUUGUUUAAGGGGAAAUGGCUUUAAGGAGUUUGAAUGAAAUUUGUCAGGUUUUUUGUUUUGUUUUGUUUUUUUGUAAAUAUAAAUGUUAGGAUAAUUCUUUUCAUAAUGCCAUGACACUGUAGAGAAGGUAGCAAAAGUACUCUGGAAGCGUGGAAACCCCCCGUUUGUGGUUCUUGCAUCACGUGGGUUUUUUUUUCUUCUUCUUCUUCACAUGCUUAUGAUGUGGGCUGAAGCUUAAAUGCUUAUGCCAGUGCUGAUGGGGGGAUGGGUCACAUGAUUAUCUUGCUUUUAUCACACAAAAAAUAUGACUACUACAUGCUCAACAUUAAGGGGGGAGAGUCACAUUUCAUGACCAUUUCAUAAUACUACACAAGAAGAACAACAAAAACUGUUUACAUACAAACCAGAAACAACUUUUUAAAAACUCAGUUUUUUUAACAUUUAUGUAAGAGAAAAAUGCAGUGUUUGGUUCCUAUGCUUAGCACAUGAUUUGCAUAAAGAAUCUAUAUAUUUUUGCCCUACAAAGAAUUGUUAUACAGGUCAAAUGUGUUUUCCUGAUGUUCCUAUGCAGAUAUAUUGAAUUUUAAUGGUUUAGCACUAAGAAAAAACAUUAAUGAUCUCAACAAAUUGUUUUAAGCAUUAUGUAGUUUUACUUUUACAAUUAAAAUGCCAAGAUUCCUGUGUAUUUUCCAUUGAUUUAUGUAGGCCUGAAGUUAUAUAUUUCCAUAUGUUUGAAUGGUUUACUUGAAAGCAUUUUUAAAAGUAGCUAAAGCUGAAAUGAGGUGCUGAUUUGGUAGUAUUAACAACCAGGCUUUACUGAAGUAGAUAUGACAAAGAAAUGUGUUUUUACAUUGAGAGGGCUUUACUAGAUGUGGAUCUAUUCUCAUAUCAACAGAAAAGAGAGGUGCACUCUCUGUUCUAAUUUAACCCCCAACUUGUCAUGGCUAGGAUAUCUGUGGUGAGAUCCAAAAUGUAUUUUUUCUGUAAAAUUUCAAAUGUGUGGGACUUUCUGUUUUUGGCCUAAUCCAGAACAUUUCACAGGGCAUUUAUUUUUAAAUCAUUGGUUAUUACUCUUCCUUUACAAAACUCAGUAGUAUUUUUGGUCUUGGAAUAUUGGGCCAUAUAAAGAUGGAAUUCCAAUUCUGAAUUAAUAAAAUGUUAUCAUACAGUGUGGCCACUAGAUUUUCAGUUACCAAGUAAAGCAUUUAAUCCACAGUUUCAUCAGUUCACUGAAGACAUUUACAAUUAUAGGGUUUUGCUGGACUUUCCAAGAAUAUGGGGCAAGGGACACAUUGUACCAAUCACUACAAAAGGAAUAAAGUUUGGAUUUCAAGAACAGAAUUCACCAGGAAUUUGGCUUAAUAUUCUUGAAACAAGAAGAUCUGCCUCAUCAUUAGAUAAUUUUUUUGCUAUGGCAAAGAAGCAACAGAUUUUGGAAACCUAUACCGUGUCAGUCUUGUUGAUAAGUAAUAGGUCCAUGGAAGCCAACAAGCUUUUCCUUUCUCAUUCUACACUAUCACUAAAUUUGUCACUUUAAAUUUUAAACCAGGGAACCCCACCCACCAUUCUGUAUUGUCUGCAGUAAUUUCUUGAUUCCUACUACUGGUAUGUCAUUCAAAUAUUUUGACAGCCAUUCAGUUGUCUGAGAAUAAUCAAAUAAUGAUCAAAUAAUGUACUGGGCACCUUCUUUGCAAAGAUGUUUACUCUCUAUUUUGAUUCGUUUUGAUUUCCGCAUUCAAACAUGUAUUUUUUUAAUAAAUGAAAAGAUAAAAUUGACUGUUUUGCAGUACAUUUCUAGUUCUACUUUAACUUUACCUCAGAGGAAAACCAUUUGUUAACAUUUGUUGAGCAUCUUUUUUUCUUAACUUUAUGUAUAAUGCAUUCAGCAGAAAAACAAUACAUUUUUAGAAAUUUUCCAUUAAUUUCUGUAACACACCAUGUAAUACUGUUACAAAUAAAACAUUUAAAAUCA
Molecule: messenger RNA, 6169 nt
Organism: Anolis carolinensis (green anole)
Lineage: Eukaryota; Metazoa; Chordata; Lepidosauria; Squamata; Anolidae
Gene: dab1
Product: DAB adaptor protein 1
Exons: 20
Coding region: 1314-3026 (570 amino acids)
Biological process (GO): lateral motor column neuron migration; ventral spinal cord development
Cellular component (GO): cytoplasm
Source: RefSeq, a predicted model, not a curated record